CGGAAGUAUUCCCUUCUCGCACUUGCUAACGCGCAAGCAGUUUACCUGUUGUCAAACCAAUGUCUGAUUCUGAUGGCCCCCCGCCGGAACCUGCUGGACUGGAAGGUCUCCCACCGAUGUACGCCAUCUACAAGGGAGAGGUAGUCUCUGUGCAAACCUAUGGCGCGUUCGUCCGGUUGCCAGGUUACAAGAAGGAAGGCCUGGUACAUGUGAGUGAGAUGUCAGCCUCACGAGUUGAGAAUGCUGCAGAGAUUGUCGAUGUAGGGGAACAGGUGUGGAUCAAAGUGAUUGGACGAGAGAUUCGUGGUGAGAAGGUCAAGUUGUCCUUCUCAAUGAAAGCUGUCAAUCAAGGAACUGGGCAGGACUUGGACCCUAACAAUGUUAUGGCAGAGCAAGACGAGAGGCGACGAAGGCAGUUUAGAGACAACACAGGGAAGAGGAUCACACUGGAGGCCGUGCUCAAUACGACAUGCUCAAAGUGUGGAUGCAAGGGUCACUUUGCGAAGGACUGUUUUUCUGCUCCAGGACUGCAGUAUGCCCUAUUGCCUGAAGAGGAUGAUGAAGUGCCACAACAGCAGCAACAACAGCCCUCCGCAGCCACACUACAGCAAGACUCUACCAAGAAGAAGAAAAAGAAGGAGAAGAAACUUAAGAAAAAGAGGAAGCGGGAGAGGAAAGAGUCAGACAGUGACAGUAGCAGCAGUAGCAAUGAGACGGCAGGAGCCAGCAAAGCCAAGAGGGGGCGCCAUGAUCACACACAGGACAGAAAGAAGAAGAAGCACAAGAAACACAAAUCACACAAACACAGAUGAGACAGGGGGUGUAUGCGCACACUCACACACCACACUUACACAGAAAUAUACACACAUCUACAUUUUUCAGCCAACCACAGAGGGAACAUAUGCAGAGGCAGUUUGAAACAUAACAAAUGACAGACAGACAUCCUGUUUUGUGUCUUAUGCAGGUCCCCAUCACCAGUGGAGCACUUUUUUAAUCUUCUGUAUUUUUUUUUCUGUAUGUCACCUGAGCUGAUUUAGUGAUAUUUUAUUUUUGUUUUUUUGUCCCAGAGUGCUUCAGUAGUGAAUAGAAGCCUGCUAAGACCCCCUACCAAGUUUCACAAAGCAAAAGGGGUCAAAAAGGGAAGCAUUGAAAAAAUAAAUCAGGACAAAGUCUCCUCUUGUCCUGAAGUAACCAGUGGCCCUUGCCACAGUGGGGGUUUACAGAUCUUAAGUAACCAGAUAGGUGUAAACAAUAUGGUAGCGGGCCACUAUCCCCAUUAGAACUCUGGGUAUUGUUUACACCUAUCUAGUUUCUCAUGUCUUGAGAGAUCCAUUAAGUAGAGGUGAGGACAGUCCGGCCCCACUGGGUGGCAAGACAUGAAAUACUUCCUAGGAAAAUACACAGAUAGAAACACACCCGCACACAGGAAGUAGUAUAGACACAAACAGGAAAUGUAUGUAACACAGGAGAUGCUGGCAGGAACCUCAUACUAUGGUCAAGUCCUGUGUCAGCCCAUCUGUUAUUGUGUGCAUAAGAGUCAAGUCAACUUUAUUUGUAUAGCCCAAUAUUACAGAUUUGCCUCAAGGGGCUUUACAGCAACAGAACAUCCUGUGCUUAAACCCUUGCAUCGGCUAAGGAAGAGUGUGUGUUUGUAUGGUUUGCCUCUCUGGUCAAGCAAGGUCUGCUCACAGCAUUGUUCUCUUCCUGCAUGACAACUGUUGCCCCUUCAUUAAAAACAUUUUAACAGUCAAACGGCUCUUGAUCUCUUUCUUCCUGGACCUUGAACACAUAAUGCUAUCAGAACUGACAGACCCUUAGGAACUGACACAAAUACACAAACUCACUCUCUGCACCUCACACAAAUACAUCGUACACAACUGUGGAUGAUGUGUAUAGAGUCCUGUUUGGACACAACGGGAUCGUGUUGAGUUUACUGGUGUGAGGUGGGAAAGAUGUACUCUGAUGUCUAAGGUUAAGUACUACACAUGAAGAUGCGAGACCCCAGGGAUGUGAUGUACACUAGACAAAUUCCAGCCUGGGUCAUUCCCAAAUAGGUCAUAUUCAGGGGGGGGGAAAUGGCACCUUUAGUUACAAAACAAGACACCCUUGAUAAGUUCACUUCAGUGAUUAGACAAGAUAGAUCAUGUGGAACUCAGCUCUUGGUCUUUUCAGCGGUUGAUUGUGUUGUGAUUUAUGAGUCCUACAUUCAGGUCUGGUGUCAGAGGUAUGAAUGUACCAUUACUAAAGACAGUGAGAAUGGCACAACACAACUCGACUGUGCUCUACUAGCAAUGACCUGCCUCCAUCAGUAAAUCUUGAUUAUCAUUCAUUUCCUGUUUUUUUUUUUUUAUUUCUGAAAGCUACCCCAAAUUGUUCUACAAUCUGAGGUCGACACUGGAAUUUAAACGCUGUGGGCGGUCCUGAACUUUUGUUGCCGUGUUUUCUCGGUUCAUGUUGCGCAAUCGCUUGUCAUGUCAAUUAGUGGCAACAAAGCCUCUCAAUCCAUGAAGCUGCUGAAGAGAGGAAGGGCUUAACUGAGGAAGCUGCAUCGAUUGUUAGAAGCAGCAGAGAUCGCCGCUGGCGCAUCACAAAUGCCUCAGGGCUCAUGUGCUUCCGGGAUCAAUGUGAGACACAUGGUAAUCUAUGAAGCGCCACGUUAGUGGACUCAGAUGGCGGUCGUGUGUCAGUGCUGGACCUAUCUGGCCCUGGUAAGAGUAUUUUAUGGAGGCACCUUCACCCUGGCCCCGUUUGGCAGUCUGUCUCACCACUCACAUGACACCAAUCUACGGUAGGAGGGAAUGCUCCUGAUUUAGAAAUCUCACACACACACACACACACGCACAUGCUGUACUACUUUUGCACUAGGACACAAGUGAACACACAUCAGGAUCAGGUAUGUGUCCCUAACAAAACUUUCCUUUCCCCUUGCCAACCUAAAGCCAGGAUAUAUUUCUGUAUCAAUGACUCCACAAGGUUUGUCAGGACUGUAGACACAACGCACAAUCACCUGUCCAAAAUAAAGACAAAAGAUGCACUCGAGAAAUUUCAGAGAGAAAAAAACAAUCGGAAUUUAUUCGGUGUUUCUCAUUGAGGUAUGUUAAGUACAAAGAGAGGGACAAAGGGGGGGGGGUCUAAGCGAUGUCUAAGUUAAUAACUGGGAGACUCAAUGAGGUAUCGCGGGGAAUGGACACGUAGUCCAUACAAAAGGGUGUGUUAGGCCCGGGGUUACAGUGUAGUCAGGCUAUAGGGUCUGGAGCUUUGGCUGAUGUGAAUAAUAAGGAAGAUGGAUGGGUUAGGAAGACUGCGAUCACUAAGCCUU
Lampris incognitus (smalleye Pacific opah) is the source of this 3319-nucleotide messenger RNA. It is a transcript of the gene zcchc17, whose product is annotated as zinc finger, CCHC domain containing 17. Gene Ontology annotation, molecular function: RNA binding; zinc ion binding. Lineage: Eukaryota; Metazoa; Chordata; Actinopteri; Lampriformes; Lampridae. Bases 60 to 812 code for a protein of 250 amino acids. Gene Ontology annotation, biological process: RNA stabilization. The transcript has 7 exons. The record is from RefSeq and is a predicted model, not a curated record.